Molecule: messenger RNA, 2662 nt
Organism: Manis pentadactyla (Chinese pangolin)
Lineage: Eukaryota; Metazoa; Chordata; Mammalia; Pholidota; Manidae
Gene: SRF
Product: serum response factor
Exons: 7
Coding region: 334-1872 (512 amino acids)
Biological process (GO): positive regulation of transcription by RNA polymerase II
Molecular function (GO): DNA-binding transcription factor activity, RNA polymerase II-specific; protein dimerization activity; serum response element binding
Source: RefSeq, a predicted model, not a curated record
CGCCAGCGCGUGGUCCCGGCCCCCUCCACCCGCCGUCUCGGCCGCGGCCAGCAGCCCCUGCCCCCCGGGGGAAGCUGACGGCCGCCGGGCGCGCCGCCCUAGCAUACGGACAGGGGGCGCUCCGCGCGGCCUGGGGCAACCCGGGCCACUGGGGCAGGAAAGUGAGGGCCCAGAUCGGCCCGGGCGUGCAGGGGCUCCUGGUUUGCAGCAGCGGCGGCAGCUGCAGCGGCUCUAGCAGCAGCGGGAGUGCCGGGUUGGGCCGGGAAGCCGAUGGCGGCGGCGGCGGCUCCGAUUCCUCGCUGACUGCCUGUCUGCCCUCCUGCAUUGAGCGCCAUGUUACCGAGCCAAGCUGGGGCCGCGGCGGCGCUGGGCCGGGGCUCGGCCCUGGGAGGCAGCCUGAACCGGACCCCGACGGGGCGGCCGGGCGGUGGAGGUGGCGGCGGCGGCGGGACUCGCGGGGCUAACGGGGGCCGGGUCCCCGGGAGCGGCGCGGGGCUCGGGCCGGGCCGCCUCGAGCGGGAGGCUGCGGCAGCAGCGACAGCCACCCCGGCGCCCACCGCGGGGGCCCUCUACAGCGGCAGCGAGGGCGACUCGGAGUCGGGCGAGGAGGAGGAGCUGGGCGCGGAGCGGCGCGGCCUGAAGCGGAGCCUGAGCGAGAUGGAGCUUGGCGUGGUGGUCGGUGGGCCCGAGGCGGCGGCGGCAGCCACCGGAGGCUACGGGCCGGUGAGUGGUGCGGUGAGCGGGGCCAAACCGGGUAAGAAGACUCGGGGCCGCGUGAAGAUCAAGAUGGAGUUCAUCGACAACAAGCUGCGGCGCUACACGACCUUCAGCAAGAGGAAGACAGGCAUCAUGAAGAAGGCCUAUGAGCUGUCCACGCUGACAGGGACACAGGUGCUGCUCCUGGUGGCCAGUGAGACAGGCCAUGUGUAUACCUUUGCCACCCGCAAACUGCAGCCCAUGAUCACCAGUGAGACUGGCAAGGCACUGAUUCAGACCUGCCUCAACUCGCCAGACUCUCCACCCCGCUCAGACCCCACCACAGACCAGAGAAUGAGUGCCACGGGCUUUGAAGAAACAGACCUCACCUACCAGGUGUCGGAGUCCGACAGCAGUGGGGAGACCAAGGACACACUGAAACCUGCAUUCACAGUCACCAACCUGCCAGGUACCACCUCCACCAUCCAAACAGCACCCAGCACCUCUACCACCAUGCAAGUCAGCAGUGGCCCCUCCUUUCCCAUCACCAACUACCUGGCUCCAGUGUCUGCUAGUGUCAGCCCCAGCGCUGUCAGCAGUGCCAACGGGACUGUGCUGAAGAGUACGGGCAGUGGCCCCGUCUCCUCAGGGGGCCUCAUGCAGCUGCCUACCAGCUUCACCCUCAUGCCUGGUGGGGCAGUGGCCCAGCAGGUCCCAGUGCAGGCCAUUCAGGUGCACCAGACCCCACAGCAAGCGUCUCCCUCUCGUGACAGCAGCACAGACCUCACGCAGACCUCCUCCAGCGGGACAGUGACGUUGCCCGCCACCAUCAUGACAUCAAGCGUGCCCACAACUGUGGGCGGCCACAUGAUGUACCCUAGCCCCCAUGCGGUGAUGUAUACACCCACCUCAGGCCUGGCAGAUGGCAGCCUCACCGUGCUCAAUGCCUUCUCCCAGGCGCCAUCCACCAUGCAGGUGUCCCACAGCCAGGUCCAGGAGCAAGGUGGCGUCCCCCAAGUGUUCCUGACAGCACCAUCUGGGACUGUGCAGAUUCCCGUGUCUGCAGUCCAGCUUCACCAGAUGGCUGUGAUAGGGCAGCAGGCGGCAAGCAGCAGCAACCUCACAGAGCUACAGGUGGUGAACCUGGAUGCCACCCACAGCACCAAGAGUGACUGAUCCGCCCUGCCGCCCUGGACGGAUGGCCCAAGGGACGGCACCACUUAUUUAUUGUUGCCUUUUCACGUUUUCUUUACACACACGUUGGCGGGCCACAGGAGGGAGGCGGGGAGGAGGAGUAGGCAGCCACAGGACUGAGCCCUCUCUCUCCAGCCAAAGAAUGGGCCAACCUGCCCUCCAUGCCGUCCUUCCUCGCCCUUCCCUCCAUGCCGUCCUUCCUCGCCCUUCCCUCCUUAUCGCUCCACCUCCCAUUUCUGUUGAUGGUGGGGCUGCCCUCCCUCCUCAGACUCCCCUUGCCAGCUUGGCUCCAUGUUUGCCAUGAGUAUUAGCUUACCCAAUGGGACCGUGCCCCACCUUCCCACACAAAGGCUUCUGUGGGACUAGGCACUGUGUCCCCCUGAGGAAGCAGUUGGGGUUCUCUCCGCAGCCUCCUUGCUGACCCCAGGUCAGCACUGUGUCCGUCACCGGCUGGGUCAAAAGAACCCUAUCCCUGCCCCUCAGGGAGCCAGCUGGGGAGACGGGGGUUCUCUCCUCUCCUCACACCCUUGCCCACUGUCCCUGUAGCUCCUGGGAGAGGGGCCUAGGCACGAAGCAGGGGCCACCUGUCCUGCGCUGCCACUCUCCUGAGAACUCCAGGGGCCCUCCUGGGUUGGAGGGAACCACCAGUGUUCCUUCUCCCUGUCUUCCUCCCUCGCCUCCCAGCUGCUUUACUUAAAGUUGAUUUUGAACUUUUUAUUUGAGGAGACGAAGUGAAAACAAAUCUAUAAAUAUAUAUUUUUAAAAUAUUUAA